Messenger RNA from Paralichthys olivaceus (Japanese flounder), 1195 nucleotides. RefSeq names its product serine racemase (gene srr). Lineage: Eukaryota; Metazoa; Chordata; Actinopteri; Pleuronectiformes; Paralichthyidae. The record is from RefSeq and is a predicted model, not a curated record. Gene Ontology annotation, molecular function: threonine deaminase activity; L-serine ammonia-lyase activity. Gene Ontology annotation, biological process: L-threonine catabolic process; L-serine catabolic process.
UGUUGUAACACCGUAAAUCCCGCGGAGCCCUCACUUGUUUUGCAGAGGAGAAGAAAAGUUGAAGGAAAAGAGAAGAUGACUGAGGUGUCCACGGAUGCCAUCACCUUGGAUUUGCUGAGAGACGCCAGGGAAACGGUGCGGCGCAGUCCCCUGGGUGUCAUCAACACUCCCAUGAUCCCCUGGUGCCAGACCACCCUGCCUCUCGACGUCGACUGCAAUAUUCACAUCAAACUGGAAAACAUGCAGAGAACCGGGUCCUUUAAGAUCAGAGGAGUGGCCAAUCAGUUUGCCAGGAGACUGGAGGGUGGUCAUUUUGUCACCAUGUCUGCCGGGAACUAUGGGAAGUCUUUUGCAUACGCUUCAAAGCACUAUGGGUCGAGGGGUAAGGUGGUGAUGCCCGAAACUGCCCCAGUGUCCAGAUCCAUCCUCAUACAGAGCUUUGGGGUCGAGGUGGAGCGAGUUCCCACCUCCAGUCUGAUGAAUGUAGUGAACCGCUGCAUUCAGGAGGACAACAUGACGUUCCUGCACUCAUAUGACGACCUGGAUCUGAUAGCGGGACACGCCAGUCUGGGUAUGGAGGUGCUGGAGGUGGUUUGUGAGCCUGAUGUGGUGGUGGUGUGUUGUGGUGGCGGGGGGCUGCUGGCUGGUGUAGCUUCUGCCAUCAAACUGUCAGGCUAUGAAAAGACCAGGAUCUACGGUGUGGAACCAGAAGGAGCCUGCACCAUGUACAAAAGCUUCAUUGAGAAGAAACCAGUGGGGAUGGACACCAAGAGCAUCGCCUCAGGUCUUGCUCCACCUUUUGCAGGCACGCUUCCAUUUGAGUUGUGCAAGCGCUUCGUGGAGUCGAUCGUCCUGGUGAGCGAUGAGGAGAUACAGGCGGCGGUGUCCACCCUCUACAGGUCAGGACUGGUGGUGGAGCCAUCAGGCUCAGCUGCCUUCGCUGCCAUUGUUAACAACAAGAUCCCUGAGCUGGAGGGGAAGAACGUCGUGUGCAUCCUCACCGGAGGGAACAUCGGAAAGGACGAGCUUGCGAACUUCCCAGACUGAAAGACGUCUGUCAGCUAGGACUAAUGGAAUGAUAAACUGAGCUUAUGCUCCAUCUCUUUGUUAGCAUUUAAAGUGCCACAGUUCAAGUAAAGUUAGUUUUCUAUUGUGUAUGGAAAUAUACUUUAAUAAACAUUCUCAUCUCAUUUUA